UUCGACAGGGGUACUGGGUGAGGUGGAAGCUGUCGUUGGCUGCUCUUCGGUGUCGCCUCCGUCGGCGUCCAGUGUGCCGACUGUGUGGUCAUGGGCGAUAGCAGCGGAGCCGGCUCAGGGAAUUCCGUGAUAGGGGCUAGCAGCGAGGCAGGAGGAUUGGAAGGGGACCACGGAGAAGCUUCAGUGGCGGAUCCACGCGACGAGGGCGACCGCACCGCCGUCUCAGGCUGGAAGAGAAGGAAUCGUGUUGGGAAGGCGCCGCCGGAAAGGGCGCUAAACUCUGCUCGCGUGUCAGCGCUAGAGAAGAUCCUCCGCGAGUUCCCCGCAAGGAAUUCGGGCGAAGUUAUUGUGCCGGAGGUUGGAGUUACGUUUGAUUCGGUUGGCGAGGCUUACGAUUUCUACAAUCUCUAUUCAUGGGAACGUGGGUUCAGAGUCCGGUAUGGCAAAAGCCGGCUAAAUGUAGACCGGGUGAAGUGUAUGCAGGAAAUUGUUUGCGGAUGUUCGGGGAGGCCGCGGGCAACUAACUCACACUCCACUCGUUGCCUCUGCUCCGCUCUCAUCCGCUUGUUGCGGUCAAAGGACAACGGCUGGUACAUAUGCGAGCACAGGGACAGGCACACCCACGAUCUAUCUGCCUCAUUUGGAGAACGAGCACACUGGCCGUCGCACAGACAUAUUGACAGCUACACCAAAGAUUUGGUCAAGCAGUUGAGGGAGAACAACGUCAAUCUUAGCAAGGUGUACAACAUCAUCGGUAGUUUCUUUGGCAAGAUGGAAAAUAUACCAUUCACCAAGAGGGCUUUGAAGACUCUAUGUGGGAAAAUCAGCAGCGAACAAGCGGAUGACGAUGUCAGGAAGACAAUAGAAGUGUUCUCUGAGAUGGGGGCUGCAGACCUAGAAUUCACUUACAGCGUGCAAAUGGCACAUACGCCUAAGGCACGAAACACCGCUGGUGCAAAUGGCACGUGCUAAGGAAGGCUAAGGAACGGCUAGGGGCCAUAUACGGGAAGAAUAGCCAGUUCAAGGUUGAUUUCCACUGCAUUGUGAACCAGAUGCUGACCAAGGAGGAGUUCAAGGCGGCCUGGGUGCACAUGCUGAGCACAUACGCCUUGGAGAAGAAUCCUUACCUACAGCAGAUAUACGAGACCAGGGAAAAGUGGGCGAAGCCGUACUUCACCGGUAUAUUCUGUGCAAGGAUGACCAGCACCCAGAGAAGCGAAAGCGCAAAUCACAUGCUGAAGACCUACGUCCCACCUGGGUCGGCCAUGCAUGUUUUUGUGAAACAAUUCAACAAAUUGUUGUACGAUAGGGACGCAGAGGAGAGCUUCCAGGAAAAGAGGACACCUCUGGGUGGAGUGGUUUUUAAGGUCGGCGAACCAAUUGAGAAACACGCCGCCAAGGUGUACACUCGCACAAUGUUCGAGAAGUUCUAGGAAAUAUUGUACAAGUCUGGAUCUUACUAUGUGGAUGAAGAGGUGCCCGGCAAGGUGUAUGUAGCAAAACACACUGACAGAGCCGGGAGAAGUGGUGCAAGGUGCAAUUCAGGGUCGUUGUCAGCGAGGGGUACUACACAUGCGAGUGCGGCAUGUAUGAGCACAUGGGGAUGCUAUGCUGCCAUGUUGUCAAGGUGCUGGUCCAUCUACGGUUCAAGGACAUCCCUGCGUUUCAUGUUAUGAAGAGAUGGACGAUAGACGCCCGUGAUUUGUUGCCACUACACUUGGUGCCAUACCAAAAAGAUCAGGGGCUGGUGACAUCAUUCAGUUUCCGCCAUUCCCAGCUUUACCUCAAUUGCAUGGAGGUGGUUAGGCUGGGGGAUGUGAAUGUUGAUGCAUUCACCAUAGCUAUGGAUUCGAUUAAGGUUCUUGUGCCUAGGCUUAAGAAGGUUGCAGUCGAAGGGGAUGGAUUGGGUCUAGAGCAGAGACUUGUCGCGAAAAAAGCUAGGGUUGAAGGUGCGACAAGCAAGGUUCAAUGCGGUGAGGGCGAUCGGGUGAGUGUGGAAGGCAAUGCACUAAGUUUCGAUGCAGGACUUAUAGCACCAUCGAAGAAUAGGAGUGGUGGCAGGCCAACGACUAGCCGCGACAAGCCUCCGUAUGAGACUACCUCCAAGAGAACGAGGUUCUGCACAGUGUGUCGGCUGCCAGGCCACAAGAGCACAACCUGCCCCGAUCGCCCACCGGGUGCGGCGAAGCCUAGGAAAGAAGCAAGGUGCUCCAAUUGUGGUCUCACAGGACAUCGGAAGACAAGCUGCAUCAAAAAAAAGAUACAAUGUCUGAGGUAGCUUGUUCAUAGGUGCACCGCGGGCGCAAUUUUUCGACAACUAGUUUCAUUUUUAUUUAACUUG
Lolium perenne is the source of this 2341-nucleotide messenger RNA. The record is from RefSeq and is a predicted model, not a curated record. Lineage: Eukaryota; Viridiplantae; Streptophyta; Magnoliopsida; Poales; Poaceae.